AUGCAGGAAAGGGCUCCAUUGUUCCAACGCAAACCUUUCGUAGUGCUAUGGAAUGCACCGACCAGGCUGUGCCAGCUGCCCAAGGUGGAUUUAGAGCUCAGGACUUUUAAAAUUCUUGCAAAUCCCUAUGACGACUUGAGUGGCUCCACUGUGACAAUAUUUUAUCACAAUCGCUUGGGCUACUACCCCUAUUUAAAGAACGCCGCUAAGCCCAUCAACGGAGGAAUACCACAGCACGGAAACCUUUUCAAGCACAUCGCCAAAGUCAAGUCUGAUCUCAAAACCAUACCUACGAACCAAUUCCAGGGACUUGGAGUCAUUGACUGGGAAGACUGGAAGCCUCAGUGGAUUAGGAACGGGGGCACUAGAAAUAUGUACAAAAUUUGGUCUCUCGAACCUAUUAGAAAGGAGAAUCCUCAAUGGUCCAGUUACAGAAUCAGGAGAGCCGCUAAGGAAGCAUUUGAAAAGGCAGGGGAGACGUUUAUGAAGACCACCCUUAUCCAAACUAGAAGAAUGAGACCAAAGGGACUCUGGGGUUACUAUCUAUACCCAGAAUGCCAUAAUUAUAAUUUCAUGGCUCAUCCAGAUAAAUACACAGGAAAAUGUGAAAAGAUUGACUUGAAAUUGAACGAUCGCCUGCUUUGGCUAUGGAAAGAAAGCACUGCUCUUUAUCCUUCCGUUUACCUGCAUCACAAGCUGCAGUCAAAUCGGAACGCUCAGAGAUUUGUGCGCUAUCGGGUUAUGGAGGCAAUGCGCGUUGCUACCAUGGCUAGAAAGGACUAUGCCUUGCCUGUUUAUGUGUAUUCUAGGCCAUUUUAUGCAAGAACGUUCAAUUCUUUGACAGAGGAAGACUUGGUGAAUACUAUUGGUGAGAGUGCAGCAUUGGGGGCCGCUGGAGUCGUCCUGUGGGGAAACCAUCGUAUGCCCUAAGUAA
Lacerta agilis (Sand lizard) is the source of this 934-nucleotide messenger RNA. Its product is annotated as hyaluronidase-like. Gene Ontology annotation, molecular function: hyalurononglucosaminidase activity. Gene Ontology annotation, biological process: hyaluronan catabolic process; carbohydrate metabolic process. The record is from RefSeq and is a predicted model, not a curated record. Lineage: Eukaryota; Metazoa; Chordata; Lepidosauria; Squamata; Lacertidae.